Messenger RNA from Somion occarium, 1457 nucleotides. NCBI's taxonomy places the organism in Eukaryota, Fungi, Basidiomycota, Agaricomycetes, Polyporales, Cerrenaceae. The record is from the annotation of a GenBank genome assembly.
AUCUGACCUUGUACCACUAAGUCCUCUGCUGGAUAUGAGGAUACACGCUGAAAGUGUUCGCUGAUCCAUUUGUCGGUUUUCCUUCGGAAUUUAGGGCUUCACAGGAAUGUGUGCGGCUGCUUGGGAGGCCGAGUGGGAGAGAGUACUGUGGAAGAAGAAAGGCUACCCCGAUAACUUUGUGCCUCGUUCCUUUCUCGCUUCUCUUAGUAGGAAUGCGAACUUCACACCAUACACUUACUGGAGUUUGGUAACGGCGAGCUCGUCCAUCAUCCAACAUAUUGCGGUUAUAUUUGUCUUUCUUUCUGUCUUUGUUUGGUUAAAGGAACGGUUGAUUGACCCACGAAUCAUCAUCUGGGUUUCCGUAGGGGGCUUCAUAGUCGGGUAUCUCACCUGGGAAGCUCUCGCGUAUCGUGGCUUUCAGGGCCAUUCCCUCUAUGCUAGCCGUGCGAAAGCUGUCAAGUCGUCCAUACUUGUAUUCUUGGCUUUGUUGGCACUCUCACCGGUGUUACGGACGUUAACCGCUGCCACGUCGUCCGAUUCAAUAUGGGCACUCUCUGCCUGCCUCUUCAUCCUCAAUAUUCUACUGGCUGACUACAGCACGGCAGUUGUCGAGACCUAUCCUCGCGAAAGACUAACGUCUGUUCUCUCAAUGAACGCAGCCAUAUCGUCCUCCGUCGUCUUGGCUUCUCGAUUAGUGGAUGAUCAGUCUGUUUUUGCCUUGACCUUAUUCUCCAUACAAGCCUUUGGCUUGUUCCCCAUUCUGAGGCGUCGUCUGCAGGCCGGACCUACGCUUAUUCGGGCAAUACUCACCAUAUACUUGGUAACCUCGUCUCUGAGCUUCAUGGCUCCCUUGUCAUCGAUGGUGGCCUCCCUCUAUGCUGCAAUCUACGUCUUUAUCAUGGCAGUUGCCCCCGGCCUAUUGAUGUGGGCCCAACGGUACAAGAACGAACUGCGCGGCACCUGGGAUGUAGCUGUACCUAAAGUGAAAAUGAAUCAAUGACGACCCAGCGCGCGCAGUAGAAAACUGGAGAUUGAAUGUUGUCCCACAGUUGUCCACAACUGAACAUGAACGGAUCAGGGUACACACCUCAUAUGUGAUCUUGUAUGUGAUCUAUGAUUUCAUUCAGUAUGACACACUCGCACCUUCAUCUUCUGAGUUACCAAGAUCUGCACUGUGUGUCAUGUAUCACGUACUUGCUCUCCGGUGCGUCAUAGGUUUUUCGACAGCAAGUAAUCAAAUUCUAUUUCAUAAAUGUGCGGAGCAGAGCGAUAGUGAUACGUACGACAGAAAGCAAAUGGUAUAUUACACGAAUUAUACUACAGGGGAAUAUGGGGUUAGCUCGAGAAGGGGGUAACGGUUGUGGCAUGAAAGCAUCAUCUACAUAAUCCCGAGACUAGCUGUUUUGUAUCAGUACAGAGUCAAAGAUGGCGAGAAAAAUACAAGAUAUUCAUAGCUG